CUUGUACAUUGCCCGGCCACCCUAUAUACAUUUCCUCCUACUGUAAUACUCGAGAGGAUGCAGAGGCAGCUGAGCACACCGGAGAUGCCCCUGUUCGCGCGGGAGGAGGAAGAGGAGGCCGACCUGGAGGCCAAGCCGGAGAAGGCGCCGCCGUCGUCGUCCGAGCGGUACAUCCACCUCAUUCCGGUGCUCACCCUGCUGUGCUUCGUCGUCCUCUUCCUCUGCUCACACGCCCCCUCGCCUGCUGAUAUGGCGAGCUUCGGAGGGAAGGCAGCAGGGAGCGGGAAGCCGAAGUCGCUCUGACGCAGACCACGGAGGAGUCUGUCGUGACAAGAACUGAACAACAAGUGAUGUGCCAAACAUAUGGCCGUUUCCUUUCUUGAUAAGUAUAGCAUAGAUAAACUGUACGGAACUCCAUUUGAAGGCCAAGUAAUGUUUUUAGGCGAAUGUAUGUAUGGAACUCCAUGCAGUCUGAAGAUAUAAAGCUCAAUUGUCAGA
Messenger RNA from Lolium perenne, 498 nucleotides. RefSeq lists its product as uncharacterized. Lineage: Eukaryota; Viridiplantae; Streptophyta; Magnoliopsida; Poales; Poaceae. The record is from RefSeq and is a predicted model, not a curated record.